CAUGUACUCUUUACCUGCUUAUGCGUUUAUAGCGCAAGACUUUACUACUCAAGCUGCCUUAUAUACUCAUCAUCAAUAUAUAGCAGGCUUCAUUAUGACAGGGGCUUUUGCUCAUGGAGCUAUAUUUUUUAUUAGAGAUUAUAAUCCAGAGCAGAAUCAAGAUAAUGUCUUGGCAAGAAUGUUAGACCAUAAAGAAGCUAUCAUAUCCCACUUAAGUUGGGCUAGCCUCUUUCUGGGGUUCCAUACUCUGGGACUUUAUGUCCAUAACGAUGUCAUGCUUGCUUUUGGUACUCCGGAGAAACAAAUUUUGAUUGAACCUAUAUUUGCCCAAUGGAUACAAUCUGCUCAUGGUAAAACUUCCUAUGGGUUCGAUAUACUUUUAUCUUCAACGAACAGUCCGGCGUUCAAUGCGGGACGAAGCAUAUGGUUGCCUGGUUGGUUAAACGCUGUAAAUGAGAAUAGUAAUUCUCUAUUCUUAACAAUAGGGCCUGGAGACUUCUUGGUUCAUCAUGCUAUUGCUCUUGGUUUACAUACAACUACAUUGAUUUUAGUAAAAGGUGCUUUGGAUGCGCGUGGUUCUAAGUUAAUGCCUGAUAAAAAAGAUUUUGGUUAUAGUUUUCCUUGUGAUGGCCCGGGACGAGGCGGAACUUGUGAUAUUUCUGCUUGGGACGCAUUUUAUUUGGCAGUUUUCUGGAUGUUAAAUACCAUUGGAUGGGUUACUUUUUAUUGGCAUUGGAAACACAUUACACUAUGGCAGGGUAAUAUUUCACAGUUUAAUGAAUCUUCUACCUAUUUGAUGGGAUGGUUAAGAGAUUAUCUAUGGUUGAACUCUUCACAACUUAUCAAUGGAUAUAACCCUUUCGGUAUGAAUAGUUUAUCAGUCUGGGCAUGGAUGUUCUUGUUUGGACAUCUUGUUUGGGCUACUGGAUUUAUGUUCUUAAUUUCUUGGCGCGGAUAUUGGCAGGAAUUGAUUGAAACUUUGGCAUGGGCUCAUGAACGUACACCUUUGGCUAAUUUGAUUCGAUGGAGAGAUAAACCAGUGGCUCUUUCCAUUGUGCAAGCAAGAUUGGUUGGACUAGCCCACUUUUCCGUAGGUUAUAUAUUUACUUAUGCAGCCUUCUUAAUUGCCUCUACAUCGGGCAAAUUCGGUUAAUUGAAUUCUUUAUUAUAUAUAUAUAUCUGGCAAGAAUCUCAUUUCCUUCUAUAGGGAAGAGAAGCCACUUAUACAUCUAGGAUCCGACUUCUAUCAUUGAUGCUAAUAGCAAAUUAACCAUUAUGGCAAGGAAAAGUGUUAUUCAGAGGGAGAAGAAGAGACAAAAAUUGGAACAGAAAUAUCAUUUGAUUCGCCGAUCCUCAAAAAAAGAAAUAAGCAAAGUUCCGUCGUUAAGUGAUAAAUGGGAAAUUCAUGGAAAAUUAGAAUCACUACCGCGUAAUAGUGCACCUAUACGUCUUCAUCGACGUUGUUUUUCGACCGGAAGACCGAGAGCUAAUUAUCGAGACUUUGGAUUAUCUGGACACAUACUUCGGGAAAUGGUUCAUGCAUGUUUCUUGCCGGGUGCAACAAGAUCCAGUUGGUAAGGCAAUUAUCUUCAUUUUUUUCAUUUUAAUAUCAGCGAUCAUAGGAGGGUCCCUUUACCGUUAUGUAUAAAUGGUUUAUUCUAUUUAUAUAGAUAUGGUAAAGGGACGCAUUCAAUCUUUUUUUUUUCAUUAGUUAUCAAUUCUUUUCUUUAUCGCGGAGUAGAGCAACUUGGUAGCUCGCAAGGCUCAUAACCUUGAGGUUACGGGUUCAAAUCCCGUCUCCGCAACUUUUUUAAUUUUAUUUUUAUAAAAACAAGGUUUCAAGAAGGGCAUUAUACGCAGUAAAUUCUAUGGCAUUUUUCAAACUAUGACUAUUAAAUACAUAGGGCGGAUAGCGGGAAUCGAACCCGCGUCUUCUCCUUGGCAAAGAGAAAUUUUACCAUUCGACUAUAUCCGCGUUUUCAUUGUACUUGAUAUGCGAUUCUAUUUGUACAGAGAUGGGCCUGAUAUUCUAUUAGGGAUAAUUAAAAAGAAAUGUAUAUAAUAGAUAUUGUCUCUUGUCUCCAAAAUAAAAUAUUUUAAUAAUAUUCAUUUUGAUCAAGAAUUCCCAUUUCU
This is a messenger RNA of Vigna angularis (adzuki bean), 2133 nucleotides long. RefSeq names its product photosystem I P700 chlorophyll a apoprotein A2. Gene Ontology annotation, biological process: photosynthesis. The record is from RefSeq and is a predicted model, not a curated record. Gene Ontology annotation, cellular component: thylakoid; membrane. Bases 2 to 1153 code for a protein of 383 amino acids. The transcript has a single exon. NCBI's taxonomy places the organism in Eukaryota, Viridiplantae, Streptophyta, Magnoliopsida, Fabales, Fabaceae.